GGUUCAUGGGUACUCAACGGGGGCAUCACAGGUAGCUAUACUCCGGGCACGCCAUGGGGCGGUUCAAGUAAGGGUAGUCUAGGCAUGUAGUAGGGCAGUUCAUGACCCGGGUGGUCUGUGCGCACAACAGGGACAGCUCAGGACAUGGGUAGUCAGUGCACACAGCAGGGACAGUUCAAAACACGGGUAGUCUGUGCACACAGCAGGGACAGUUCAAAACAUGGGUGGUCGGUGCACACAGCAGGGACAGUUCAAAACACGGGUGGUCGGUGCACAGCAGGGACAGUUCAGAACACGGGUGGUCGGUGCACACAGCAGGGACAG
This is a messenger RNA of Staurois parvus, 324 nucleotides long. NCBI's taxonomy places the organism in Eukaryota, Metazoa, Chordata, Amphibia, Anura, Ranidae. The record is from the annotation of a GenBank genome assembly.